AUUUUAUAUAUAAUUAAACGUAUUAAAAUAAUGAUCACGAUUAAGUGGAAACAAAAGCUUGAAUUACUGAAGCUAUUUCUAAUUCAGGCGCGUUUCUGGAAAGCGCGCCAAGCAGCCACCAGUUUGAAAUCCGGAUAAACAACGCGUGUGUUGGAAGCGUUAUUAAUGCAGACAUGUCCCAGAACGAUGCGAUUCAUGACGAUGACCUUGAGAAGUCAGGGGAAGCACUGAUCGAGUUCAUCAAGAGCAGUAAGGCAGAGAGCGUGCUUCGAGGAGCGAGAGAGAAGCUGCAGGAGUUCUUCGACCACCACAUCAAGACCAAGAAGACCACAACCGAGCUCUUAAACGAUCUCGUGCAUGCAGAGGAAGUGGUCGGCCAGAAGCUUCUGGAUUUGGAGCGGCAGAAGAGUCAGAUGGCGCAGGAGAUCGAGAGGAUGGAGCAGGAGGUACAGCGGAGCCUCUCCAAAAGCCAAAUCCUGGACUCAGAGCAGGAAUUCUUGCAGAAAGAGUUGGAAAGACUCAGAGAUACUGAGCAGGAAAUUCAAUCUCUGCAACAGGAAGUGGAUGAGGACACAACUGAGGUCAUUCCUUCAGCCAUAUACAUCGCUCAGCUCUACUUUAAAGUAACCAAGAUCAAGCUGGAGGUGGACACAGAGCCGCACAUCCUGAGGGGAGUUCACUACGGUGCAGAUGUGGCAACCCCCAUUAACAUAAACACAUCCACCCGCUCGCCCUGUGAGAUCAGUGAUGACCUGUGGAGCCUGGUUAAUACUGAAUGGUAGAGCUGGUGCACAUGCACACUGUUAGCUCAAUUGUUUUUAUGCCUAUGUAUAUAUAUAUAUAUGCAUGUGUCUUGUAAUUCUGUUAAUAAAGUUGCCCCCUUUGCAUCACA
Carassius carassius (crucian carp) is the source of this 892-nucleotide messenger RNA. RefSeq names its product SPC24 component of NDC80 kinetochore complex (gene spc24). NCBI's taxonomy places the organism in Eukaryota, Metazoa, Chordata, Actinopteri, Cypriniformes, Cyprinidae. The transcript has 6 exons. The record is from RefSeq and is a predicted model, not a curated record. Bases 174 to 782 code for a protein of 202 amino acids.